AUGACAUUUGAUGUCUCUACCGAUACCCCUGGUGGUCAUGCGCCGCAAGAACACUCCCUCGACCCCAGUCCACUCUCCCUCUCAGCUCUCCCCUCCGAGAUUCACUCCCUCGUCUUCUCAUUCUACAUCUCCACGACACAUCCCGGCAGCAAAGCCUUCACCAACCUCCUCUGCCUUAGUCGCGCUAUCCACGACGAGAAUAUCAACAGAGUCUACGACAAGAUUGUCUUGACGAAAGACAAAUCUCAGACCGGGUUGAGAUCGCAUACCAAGGCGGAAGGACGCGCGACUGGUACUGGCAUCUCUGUCAGAACAUGGCUGGGGCGAGAGGCGAAUCUGGAUCGGAAGAGAGGCGUCACCUUUGUCGAUGCCUACGCUCUGCUCGACACUGCUCGUUUCUUGAUCGAACACGGCUGGGCGAGAUGGCAGCGAAGUCUCUGUGCCCAAGAAGAAUAUGUGAAAUCGCCCCAAUGUCUCUUCCAGGAUCUCCACCAUGUCACCUACCCCGCAUCACUCUUUGAUGGUACGCCCGUCUCUCGGGUAGCUUGGCAGACGUAUCAUGAUCGCUCGGUGAAUGCCCGUCAUGUGUGUAUCGAGCUGCCUGCUGUGCUGCUACCCAAGACAGCAGCCGAUGCGCUGCGAUCCUCGAUUGUUUAUCAGACACCCAAUCCUGUGACGCUGACAGUGCACAAUUGCUCCUCACCUUACGAUAUACCGUUGGUGGAUGUGAUCACAUCUAACAUCCGUGUCGGAAUAUUCUUGCAGAGUCCGAGGGGCAUUGGAUUGCGUCCCGAGGAUGUUUGGGCAGUAGAACAGUCCCAGGAAGACGAGCUCUACGAGUAUUUUGAAAACGUGUUUAGUAAAAUCGCGUUGGUGUACCCCAACUUCGUCGUUCAUCAUUCGCGCUCGAGCAACUUUGUUUAUCACCUGGUGGAGGAGGCCGUCGGUGAGGCCGGUGAGGUCGGUCUGGAUUUGAUAACCCAGGACACAUAUGACAUGAUUCUGGAUGAGAAGAAGCUGUUGGUCUAUUCAAAUGAGGAGUGUGUGGCACAUGAGGCAGUGGAAUGUCUCUGUGGGCUGAAGGUGUAUCGGUCGGAGGCGAUAGAAGAUUCGGACGUGGACGAGUGA
Molecule: messenger RNA, 1128 nt
Organism: Cryptococcus wingfieldii CBS 7118
Lineage: Eukaryota; Fungi; Basidiomycota; Tremellomycetes; Tremellales; Cryptococcaceae
Exons: 4
Coding region: 1-1128 (375 amino acids)
Source: RefSeq, a predicted model, not a curated record